CCACUUGACUUGUUCACCAUCGAGGCCUCCACGGCCUGCACCCCGCAGCCCAUCAUGCGCCUAUUCGCCUCUCUCCUCUCGCUCUCUUUCCUCUCCUCCGUAGCCAUCGCCGCCGACGCCAAGAAGCCUGCGACCGACAAUCCCGCCACCGAUGGCACCGUCUUCAACGACAAGCCCGUCCCGCCCAUAACGGAGCUGAGCGGAUCUACCAUAGACAAAGAUAUCGCCGAAGGCAACUGGCUAGUCGAGUUCUUCUCUCCUUACUGCUCCCACUGCCAGGCUCUUGCGCCGACGUGGCAAACUCUCUACGAGUUCUACUACACUUCCGACCCUCUCCCCGCUUCGUCAGACAAGGAAGGCGAUUCGCUGAACACCUUUACGCGCUACUAUGACUUCCACUUCGCCAAACUGGACUGUGUCGCCUUCAGCGACGCCUGCGCCGCCAAGGAUAUCCACUCGUUCCCUACCAUUAUGCUUUUCAAGGACGGCAAACUAGUCACCAAGAAAGUGGGCGCCAACAAUAUGAAAUUCUACAGCGACUGGAUUGAGGAGACCCUCGAGACCAUCCGGCCCGGCUCCAGGCCAAAGGAAGGCAUCAAGCUCCCCAAGAAGGGCGACCACAGUGUUGAGACCAACGCCAAGCCCGCCGUCAACGAGGCCAAGGACAAGAACCCAGAGGGUGGCAAAGCGGCAGCAGCUAAGCACAACGAGGUUGCCACCAAGGUCGCCGCGUCAGAGAAAUCCGAAGCCACGAAGGCAACAAAGGCAAAGGUCGACCACAACCCGCUAGGCUCAUCGAUUCCGCUUACCGCCGAGGGGUUCCAAAAGCUUGUCACUACCACUCAGGAUCCGUGGUUUGUCAAGUUUUAUGCGCCCUGGUGCGGCCAUUGUCAGGCUAUGCACCCGAACUGGGUUGCUAUGGCGCGUGAAAUGAAGGGAAAGCUCAAUAUUGGCGAGGUCAACUGCGACGUUGAGAAGAGGCUUUGCAAGGACGCCCGCGUUAAAGGUUACCCUACGCUCCUGUACUUCCGCGGCGGCGAGCGUGUUGAAUAUGACGGUUUGCGCGGUGUUGGCGAUCUUCUCGCCUUUGCGAACAGCGCGUACGAUAUUGGUGACGGUGUCCCUGAUGUUGAUGCGAAGGCUUUCGAGGAAAUGGAAAAGACGGAAGAGGUGAUCUUCCUCUACGUUUAUGACCACGCGACUACCACCGAGGAUUUCGCGGCUCUGGAGCGCCUCACACUUAGUUUGAUUGGCCACGCCAAAAUGGUCAAGAGCAACGAUCCCGCUUUGGCUAAGCGCUUCAAGAUUUCCACCUGGCCACGUCUGCUUGUUAGCAGGGAUGGAAAACCGACCUACUACACGCCCAUCUCACCGAGGGACAUGCGUGAUGUUCGUAAGGUCCUUGGUUGGAUGAAGACGGUCUGGUUGCCUAUCGUCCCUGAGCUUACAGCCACCAACGCUCGCGAAAUCAUGGAUGGCAAGCUCGUUGUGUUGGGCAUCCUGUCCCGUGAGCGUAGUGACGAGUUCAUUGUUGCCAAGCGCGAGAUCAAGAACGCCGCAAUGGAGUGGAUUGACAAGCAGACACACCAGUUCCAACUCGAGAGGCAGGAACUGCGCGAUGCCAAGCAGCUGCGGAUCGAAGAGGCGGAGGACCGGAAUGACCAGCGCGCAUUGCGGUCGGCCAAGAGCAUCCACAUCAACAUGGAUGAGAUUGAGCGCAAAGAAGUUACCUUUGCCUGGGUUGAUGGCGUGUUCUGGGAGCGCUGGAUUAGGACCACUUAUGGCAUUGACGUCAAGGAUGGAGAGAAGGUUGUUAUCAAUGACGAGGAUAACCGCCGCUACUGGGAUCAGACUUUCACCGGUAACCCGAUUGUUCCCAGCCGCACCUCAAUCCUAGAGACCUUGUCCAAGGUUACUCGUAAUCCUCCGGCGCUUCAGCCCAAAUCUACCAUUGGUGCUUUCAGCCAUGCUCUUUUCAGCAUGAAGCAGGCACUGACGGGCCACCCCAUUUUGUCCAUUAUUGUUAUUAUUAUCGUUGUCGGACUGGGAACUUACCUCGGCCGUGGCAAGCUUCGGAGAACGGGCUACUUCACGGUCGGCAACGAGAAGGAUGGUAUUCUGGGUGUGCCCAACGGAGGAGGCAAGACGGACUGAUGGGUACGCGUUACGGUUUCGUUUUGGCACUGGAUAGGUUGUAUUGAAAAACAACUGGAUGUACUGAGCGUUUGAAGGUAAUAGGAUGGGUUUUAGGCGUUUACUUUGCGGAUUCACGAUCAAGGGUUCCUUUAGCAAGCAUGUUGUCUGUCUAGAUACCUGUAGGCAGAGAAAGAUAUGGGUUGUCUUCUCACGAGCAUCAU
Molecule: messenger RNA, 2357 nt
Organism: Aplosporella prunicola CBS 121167
Lineage: Eukaryota; Fungi; Ascomycota; Dothideomycetes; Botryosphaeriales; Aplosporellaceae
Exons: 3
Coding region: 55-2154 (699 amino acids)
Biological process (GO): peptidyl-cysteine oxidation
Cellular component (GO): endoplasmic reticulum
Molecular function (GO): protein disulfide isomerase activity
Source: RefSeq, a predicted model, not a curated record